Molecule: messenger RNA, 1581 nt
Organism: Aspergillus melleus
Lineage: Eukaryota; Fungi; Ascomycota; Eurotiomycetes; Eurotiales; Aspergillaceae
Product: MDR family MFS transporter
Exons: 5
Coding region: 1-1581 (526 amino acids)
Biological process (GO): transmembrane transport
Molecular function (GO): transmembrane transporter activity
Source: RefSeq, a predicted model, not a curated record
AUGGGAUCAGUCGCUACCACCCACUCCGACAAGCAGUCUGCGAAGGAGUACCCUAAGGGGUGGAAACUGGCUCUCCUCAUGAUUGCGAUCUGCUUGACUAUCUUUCUGAUUUCCCUUGAUCUCUCGAUUAUUGCUACCGCUAUCCCCGCAAUCACAUUUGAAUUCCAUAGUUUGGAUGAUGUUGGCUGGUAUGGAAGCUCGUAUCUUCUCACAACGGCAUCUUCGCAGCUCCUUGUCGGAAAGUUUUACUCCACAAUGGGCAUCAAAUGGGUGUUCUUGAUCGCACUCGUUGUGUUCGAGGUCGGUAGUGCUAUUUGCGGUGCAGCGCCGAAUUCCGUGUCUCUCAUCCUAGGACGAGCCAUUGCUGGCUGCGGCAAUGCUGGUCUGUUGUCCGGGGCACUCCUCAUCUUGGCCCAUAGUGUAUCACUGGAGAGGCGUCCUUUAUUUACUGCCCUCACUGGUGGCACGUAUGGCGUCGCAGCCAUUGCCGGACCUCCGCUUGGUGGUGUCUUCACGGACAAAAUCUCAUGGCGGUGGUGUUUCUAUAUCAAUCUCCCCAUCGGUGCCGUGACCUUUCUUGUCGUGGUGCUUUUCUUUAAGAACCCUAGCCUGCCCGAUGCCCCAGUAUCUCGCACCCUGUUUGACCGGAUCAAGCAGUUCGAUCCUCUGGGAAGCAUACUCUUCAUGCCGGCCGUUAUCUGCCUCCUUCUGGCGCUUCAGUGGGGAGGAGCCCUAUACCCGUGGAAUAGCGGCAGGGUUAUCGCCCUGUUUGUUGUGUGCGGUAUGCUCCUCAUCGCCUUCUUCAUCGUUCAGUGGCAUGCCCAAGACAACGCCACCGUGCCGCCACGCAUAAUCAGGAACCGGACCAUCUGGUCCUGCGCCGUAUACCAGCUAGCCCUAGGGGCCGGCUUUUUUGCGUUUGUCUACUACGUGCCCAUCUGGUUCCAAGCCGUGCAGGGCGUCAGUGCCAUCGAGUCGGGAAAACGCACAUUGCCUAUGCUAGUUGGCAACAUCGUCGCAACCACCCUCUCAGGCAUAGCCGUCACCGCCAUCGGCCUCUACGCGCCGUUCAUGAUUCUAGGCACCAUAAUAACCUCUGUAGGCGGUGGCCUGCUGACACUGUUCAAUCCAAACACCAGCACAGCCGCCUGGGUCGGCUAUCAGGUCCUCGUCGGCGUGGGAAUCGGCCUAGGAUGGCAGCAACCCUUCGUGGCCGUCCAAACAGUCUCCAGCAUGGCCGACGUACCCACUGCGACGGCCAUCCUAUCCUUCUCCCAGACAAUCGGCGGUGCGGUCUUCAUCAGCGUAGCCCAAACCGCGUUCACAAGCCGACUGACCCACGAGCUGCUCGCUAAGGUUCCGGACCUAGACCCCUUCGUGGUUCUGGACAGCGGCGCAUCCGAUCUAGCAGGUCAUGUUCCCAAGAAGUACCUUUCGGUGGUCAUUUGGGCGUACAGCAAUGGAUUGAAGAAUACGUUCAUUGUCGGCACCGUCAUGGCUGCGUUGUCUGUCAUAGGUAGCACGUUCGUGGAAUGGAACAGCGUAAAGGGUAAGAAGAUCGAAGCUGGUAUCGCCGCCUAG